Molecule: messenger RNA, 873 nt
Organism: Caenorhabditis bovis
Lineage: Eukaryota; Metazoa; Nematoda; Chromadorea; Rhabditida; Rhabditidae
Source: the annotation of a GenBank genome assembly
AUGGGCGAGAUUGCUGAACGAUAUUAUGAGCAAAUUCUGACGACACUGGAGACGAUGCGGCGUCGAUGCAUCGCUUAUUACGAUGGAAUUUUCUAUAUCGGCCGUAAAGUGGCGAAAGCUGCCGAGCGGCUCAAGGAAAUCGCUGAGCCGGCCACCUACGAUGCCCGCGAUUUUAUUGUCCAAUCGUGCGCGGAGACCGAUCCACUUCAAAACAUCGAAACCGAAUCCAAGAACAACGUCGUCGAAAUGUACCUCGGCAUCAGUGUGAUCCUCAUCGGCUUCGCCGGCGGCCAAUUGAGCGGAGCUUACGCGAUGUCGCCGAUUAUUGAACACUUUUUUGACGCCUAUGUCGAAAUUCUCGUUCUUCUCGCAAUUCCGGCUUUCGUGUUUUUCAAUAUCCGCAAAAACGUCAGUCUGGAUGAUCAUGAGCGCCGCACAACGCUCUUCUCAUCGACAAUGUUCUUCGGCGUCCUUCUUGGACAUCUAAUGGGUCCGCGUCUUCUCUCAAUCGCCCCUUCUGUGAUGUUCGCCACUCCUCUUCUCUUCGCAUUGGCGUUUGACAAUGGCGUCGUUCCCACCGGUCUUCCCGCUCUAAGCCGCCAUACAUUCUUCUACAUUUUCUCGGUGAUCACCGUGUUCGUCACGACCAUUGUAGCGGCCUUCGUCCUCGGCUAUUUCACGUUUGUCGGCGCACUGUUCAACAUUUUGCACGCCGCCGGCCUCUUUCUCCAUUUUCAGAUAAUUAUGCAAUAUGUCAAAGACAAAAGUUUUAUGGUUGGCGAGAGUCAAAUGGCCUAUGUCGGAACUAUUAUAGUCGUACAGGUGAUUUUUGCAACAAUUUUCGGCUCGAAUCCCCAUCUGAAAUCGAAGUGA